Salvelinus sp. IW2-2015 is the source of this 1275-nucleotide messenger RNA. Its product is annotated as RING finger protein 151. The record is from RefSeq and is a predicted model, not a curated record. Lineage: Eukaryota; Metazoa; Chordata; Actinopteri; Salmoniformes; Salmonidae. Gene Ontology annotation, molecular function: zinc ion binding.
CUAACAGUAAGUACUAUAGUGUGGAACUUCAAGAAAGAGGAAUGACAUGGAUCUUUACCACGGAAAGCUGAAUGAUUAUUGGUCAAAUGAUGUCUUAUUUCCAGGGUGUUCAGCAGUGUAUUUUUGUGGCUUGGCACACAGGGAUAUUUGUUUGUGUUGUUGACAUGUAGGCUAGUCUAACUAAAGGGAGUGAGGGGCUAAGCUGUGGGAAUGAAAACUGUAGCAACUGUGACCUCAUGACAAUUGACAACAGAGCAGUGAAAUAUGAGUGGGGGUUACGACGUGGACCUGUUUGUGGACGGUCCAGACUAUGACCUGCUCUGCACAAUCUGUAGAGCUGUCCUGAGGUGUCCUGUCAGAGUGGCCUGGAACCAUGUCUUCUGCAAGACCUGCAUCCUACAGUGGCUCAGGAGACAGGAGACUUGUCCCUGCUGUAGGAACACUAUCAGUCCCAGCUUUAUGUUCGUCAUGUACAAAUUGAGUAAAACUAUCAGCCGCCUCAGGAUUAAGUGUAACAAUGAGGGAUGCUCGGCCACUUUCCCUCUGUCUGAGGAGUUCCUCCAUAGUUCCUCCUGCCAGUUCCAGAGGGUUCCAUGCCCCCACCAGGGCUGUGGUUCCUUGGUGCCCCGCUCAGCCCUGGAGGUCCACUCACAGCACUGCCAGCACUGGAGCCAGCUCUGCCCCAUGGGCUGUGGUACUCUGCUCACACAGGCCACCCAGCCCCAACACAACUGCUUCAGGCAGCUGAGGCAGCAUGUGGAGGCCCAGAGGCAGAGCCACAGAGCCAUCGCUAGCGCCCUCCGGAGAAAGAUGGGGAGAAUGCAGACGGCCAUGACACACGUCAGGAGGCAGGUGGCGCUCAUCUGUGAGAGCCUAGAGGUCAUGGGAGAGGGGGAGGGAGAAGGGGAGGAGGGUGGAGAGGUGUAUGAGGGAUAUGGAGAGGGGGAGACUACAGGGGAGAGUAACACAAGCAGCAGUAGCAGCAGCUCUUGAGAUGGGUACAGGUUUUUAUUUUUUUAUUUUUUACAAAUUAUUAAUUAAGUUUUAUGUGACAUAAUGGUUUUUAUAUAAAAUCUGUUAAUGCAGAAAUGUGAAAAUGAAAGAGGUUUUGGAUUUUAAUGAAUUUAACGAAACUGUUAAUUUCAUUUUGGUGUAUUUUGUAAAGACUGCAAAUGUAUUCUUCUGGAUUGUUUUCUUUUCAGAAUGUUUUUAUUAGGUUGAUUAUUGUAUUUCGGCAAAACCAAAACUCAAAUGAUUAAAAACAUGACAAAAACA